GCCAUGUUGGAGGCACCGCUGAGCAGAAACUUCUCCCACAGCACAUUUGUGUUACGAGGGUUUCCCUCGCUGCAGAAACACCGCCGGCUGCUGGCGCUGCCAUUUAGCGCCUCCUACCUGUUGGUGCUGCUCGGAAACUCGCUGCUGGUGUACGUCGUCCGCAGCGUGGAGAGUCUGCACAGCCCCAUGUACCUCCUCAUUUGCACGCUCUGCUUUGUUGACAUGCUGGUUGUGACAACCAUCAUCCCCAACAUGCUCCUUGGCUUUCUGUUCAACUGGAAUGAGAUUUCAUUGGUCGGCUGCUUGACUCAAAUGUUCUUCACUCAUUUCAUGUCCUCAGUGGAGUCGACCCUGUUGCUGGCAAUGGCGCUGGACCGCUACGUCGCCAUCUGCCGGCCACUGCGCUACAAUGAAAUAAUUAACUCCUCCAUGCUGGUGAGGCUAGUGCUCUUCACGCUGGUGCGCAGCGUCUCCAUCAUGGCGACGCUCGUAGGUUUGGCAGGUUCUCUGCAGUUCUGUGGUUCCAACGUAAUCCAGCACUGCUACUGCGACCACAUGGCGCUGGUCAGCCUGGCAUGUGACAGCACAAGCAGGAGCGGUGCAGCUGGCCUUGCUGUCAUCAUCUGCUUUGUAGGACUUGACAUACCAAUUAUUUUCUUCUCUUAUAUGAAGAUACUGAGCGUGGUCUUGCGAUCAGCGGCAGCCGGUGAAGACCGCAGGAAAGCUUUUCACACCUGCAGCACUCACCUCAUUGUUAUGAUGUGUUUUUACCUGGUGGGCAGCAUCACCUUCCUCUCUCACAACCUGAACAUCCCCAUACCAACAGACAUCAACAAUUCCAUGGGACUCAUGUACAUCCUUUUCCCAGCAACAAUCAACCCUAUCAUCUACGGAGUACGAACCAAAGAAAUCCGCGUCAGUCUGAAAACCUCCUGCAAGACAUUUUGUCUGAAGUCUAACUGUUGGUGA
Molecule: messenger RNA, 969 nt
Organism: Oreochromis aureus
Lineage: Eukaryota; Metazoa; Chordata; Actinopteri; Cichliformes; Cichlidae
Gene: or55e1
Product: odorant receptor, family 55, subfamily E, member 1
Exons: 2
Coding region: 4-969 (321 amino acids)
Biological process (GO): G protein-coupled receptor signaling pathway
Cellular component (GO): membrane
Molecular function (GO): G protein-coupled receptor activity; olfactory receptor activity
Source: RefSeq, a predicted model, not a curated record